Messenger RNA from Vicugna pacos (alpaca), 2053 nucleotides. RefSeq names its product microfibril associated protein 1 (gene MFAP1). The record is from RefSeq and is a predicted model, not a curated record. Lineage: Eukaryota; Metazoa; Chordata; Mammalia; Artiodactyla; Camelidae.
CAAUCCUCUGGGCGUUUAUUUCCGGUUUUUCUAGCUCGGCCGUAAGUGGUGUUUCUAUUAGUCGCGCAGUGGUGACCAGCGGCCCUCGGUGAAGAGUUUUUUCUGUUCGUUGACAUUGUUGCUGUUCACUGUUUGGAAUUAGUCAAGUUUCGGGAGUCACCACCACUGCCAUCAACAUGUCGGUCCCAAGCGCCCUCAUGAAACAACCGCCCAUUCAGUCUACGGCUGGGGCCGUCCCGGUUCGCAAUGAGAAAGGCGAGAUUUCGAUGGAAAAAGUGAAGGUAAAACGUUAUGUAUCGGGAAAGAGGCCAGACUAUGCCCCAAUGGAGUCCUCAGAUGAGGAGGAUGAAGAGUUUCAGUUCAUUAAGAAAGCCAAGGAACAAGAAGCAGAGCCUGAGGAACAGGAGGAGGAUUCAUCUAGCGACCCUCGGCUGCGGCGUUUGCAGAACCGUAUCAGUGAAGAUGUGGAAGAGAGACUGGCUCGACAUCGGAAAAUAGUGGAACCUGAAGUGGUAGGAGAAAGUGACUCCGAAGUAGAAGGGGAUGCUUGGCGCAUGGAACGAGAAGAUAGCAGUGAAGAAGAAGAGGAAGAGAUUGAUGAUGAGGAAAUAGAACGGCGCCGUGGCAUGAUGCGUCAGCGAGCACAGGAGAGAAAAAAUGAAGAGAUGGAAGUCAUGGAGGUGGAAGACGAGGGACGUUCUGGGGAGGAGUCAGAAUCAGAGUCUGAGUAUGAAGAGUACACAGACAGUGAAGAUGAGAUGGAGCCUCGCCUUAAGCCUGUCUUCAUUCGGAAGAAGGACCGAGUAACAGUUCAAGAACGGGAGGCAGAAGCAUUGAAACAGAAGGAGCUGGAGCAGGAGGCCAAACGCAUGGCUGAGGAAAGGCGCAAGUACACGCUCAAGAUUGUGGAAGAGGAGACCAAGAAAGAGCUGGAGGAGAACAAGCGGUCCCUGGCUGCACUGGAUGCGCUCAAUACUGAUGAUGAAAAUGAUGAGGAGGAAUAUGAGGCAUGGAAAGUUCGGGAGCUCAAGAGAAUCAAGAGGGACAGAGAAGAUCGUGAAGCGCUUGAGAAGGAGAAAGCAGAAAUUGAACGCAUGCGAAACCUGACUGAGGAAGAAAGGCGAGCAGAGCUUCGGGCAAAUGGCAAAGUCAUUACCAACAAAGCUGUUAAGGGCAAAUAUAAGUUCUUACAGAAGUAUUAUCACCGGGGUGCCUUCUUCAUGGAUGAGGAUGAAGAAGUAUACAAGAGAGAUUUCAGCGCACCUACCCUGGAGGAUCAUUUCAACAAAACCAUUCUUCCCAAAGUCAUGCAGGUCAAGAACUUUGGACGCUCUGGUCGUACCAAAUACACCCACCUUGUGGAUCAAGACACCACCUCCUUCGACUCAGCAUGGGGCCAAGAGAGUGCCCAGAACACAAAGUUCUUUAAACAGAAGGCAGCUGGGGUACGAGAUGUAUUUGAACGGCCAUCUGCCAAGAAGCGGAAAACUACUUAAGAGUUCAACUAUUUAUUCUUCCAACUGUGGGACACAAGGGAAUCUCAGCAUCUGGUCCUUCAUUUGCUUUUACUAUUAUUUACAUGGCCUCUGCUGGACCUACUUGUGAGACUGGGCAAACCCAGUCUUUGAAGGUGCUUUGUGAGGUUUGGACUCACGCUGAGAAACCCACAGAAAAGCAGUCAGGGUAGGAUUAAAGGAUCCCCACUUAGAACUAUUUCUGAGAAAUCUUCAACUUCAUCACUGCUCUGGCUUCCCAUAUUCACUUGGGACUGUUCCAAGUUUCUUUUUCCAGCUCUUAGCUUGGGUUAGAAACAUGGGCAUGUAAGUGGACAAUGUGUUACUUCUACCUUACAGGAAAUCUAAGCUCUUUGAGACCUGUUUUGCAUUUUGGGGGUAAAUUUUUCUAGGUGAACAUACUUUUUGAUUCAUUUAUGUGUGUCAAGAAAUAAGACUCAUACACCAAGAGCUUUUUUUAGCAUACUGGAAAUAAAAUGUACAGCCUGACAAGUACCCAUUAACCAAAAUAAAAGAUAGCAGAGAAUUGUCUGGCAAAA